Cladophialophora yegresii CBS 114405 is the source of this 1725-nucleotide messenger RNA. RefSeq lists its product as uncharacterized. The transcript is spliced from 4 exons. Lineage: Eukaryota; Fungi; Ascomycota; Eurotiomycetes; Chaetothyriales; Herpotrichiellaceae. The record is from RefSeq and is a predicted model, not a curated record. The coding region runs from base 1 to 1725 and encodes 574 amino acids. Gene Ontology annotation, molecular function: N,N-dimethylaniline monooxygenase activity; NADP binding; flavin adenine dinucleotide binding.
AUGAACGGACCUCCUUUGUUCGACGGCAGUGGUCCUAUACCCGGCAACGGAAGCGUUCUUUCUGACGAGAUCCACGUCGCUCUCCGCGAUGUCCCUGCGUGGACGCCUGAGAGGAAGCUUGAUGUUAUAACCAUCGGAGCUGGCUUCUCGGGGCUGAUUUUCGCACACAAGUUGCAGCACCAGUAUCCCGAGAUGCAACAGCUUGUCAGUCACAAGAUUUUCGAAGCGAGGGACGAUAUUGGCGGGACCUGGCUUGUUAACAGAUACCCCGGCGUGCAGUGCGAUGUGCCGGCGCAUAUCUACGCAUUCCCAUUCGACCCAAAAGCUGAUUGGACUAAUUACUAUGCCACUGGACCACAGAUUUAUGAAUAUAUGCGAGACACGACCAAAAAGUGGAACCUGGAUCGCGACAUCAAGUUUAACCACCGAGUCCUCGAGACGGUGUGGCAGGAGGAAAGCGCGAAGUGGAGGGUCACCGUCCAGAACGGUGGUCAAACACUCGUUGAGUAUGCUGAUCUUCUGAUAUCUGGACAGGGCGUGCUAGAUAAGUGGAAGUGGCCUGAAAUCAAAGGCUUUGACCGCUUCACAGGCCAUAAGUGCCACUCGGCCGCCUGGGACAACGAAUUCGACUAUUCAAACAAGACUAUCGCCGUCAUCGGCAACGGGUCUUCUGGGGUUCAGAUUAUUCCCCAGCUGGCCAAGCUCCCUAACACCAAUGUUAUCAGUUUCCAAAGAAGUCCCAACUACGUCUAUACUCCUUUUACCCCGGCAGCUUUACUCGGUGGCGAUGACCCGAGCGCAAACCCUGAGUACUCCGAAGCCGAAAAGAAGAGGUUUGCGGAAGAAACUUACGCGCACCGAGACUAUCGCAAGAAGAUCAUCCAUCUCAUCAAUUCAGGUUUCACGCGGUAUGUCAAAGGCUCUCGACUCAAUAUGGAAGCCCGUAAGGCAGCCAAGAAGCAGAUGGAAGAGAUCCUCCAGCACGACCCGGAUCUAUGUAAGAAACUCAUUCCAGAAUGGAGUUUGGGAUGCCGGCGAAUUACGCCUGGGGAAGGCUACCUCGAGUCCUUUCUCAAGCCGAACGUUCAGCUCGUUAUGAGUCCAGUGGCUGAGAUGACAGAAGAUAGCUGCAUCGCCGGCGACGGCCGCUCCUUCAAAGUCGAUGUAGUGGCCUGCGCAACAGGAUUCGACGUCUCCAACAAACCUCAAUGGCGAAUGAUCGGCCGCCACGGCGUCGACCUCGCUGAGGUGUGGGAAAUUGACCCCGAAUCGUAUCUGUCAGUAGCGGCUCGUGACAUGCCUAACUACUUCAUGUUCUUGGGCCCUAACGCAGUCGUGGCCCACGGAUCCAUCAUUGAGGCCAUCAACUGGACCGGCGACUAUGUCGUCAAAUGGAUCCGCAAGAUAGCGACGGAGAAUAUCAAGUCAGUCGUACCUAAGGCACAUGCCGUCGACGAAUUUAUCGCCUAUAGCGAUCAGAUUCACAAGACAUUCGUCUGGACGGAUAGCUGCAAGAGCUGGUUCAAGAGAAAUACUACGGACGGCCGAGUCACGGCGGCCUGGGCGGGCAGCGCUUUAGUCUGGAAACAACUGAUGAGUGAACUGCGCUGUGAGGACUUUGAGAUUGAGUAUCGAAGUCCUAAUCGGUGGGUGUUCUUGGGGAAUGGUUUUACGAGUUUGGAGUUGAACAGACAGAAUGAUCUGGCCUGGUAUGUAGAGAGAUAA